Molecule: messenger RNA, 690 nt
Organism: Coffea arabica (coffee)
Lineage: Eukaryota; Viridiplantae; Streptophyta; Magnoliopsida; Gentianales; Rubiaceae
Source: RefSeq, a predicted model, not a curated record
AUGACUGCACCCAACGUGUCAAGGGAGAGGUUCUUUGAAGAGUAUGUGCAUGGGGCAGGUUCAAAUAAACAACAAGAAGCAAUACCAAAGCAAUUCAUGAAUAAGAAAACUAAAUUUGUAUACUCUGAUAGUAGUGAGGAUGAAGAUGGAGAUGAUGACGGGAUUGGCAAUAACAUUCAUAGGAGCACAGAGGAGAAAGAUUUACGUACGGAUAACAUAACCGAUGCUAAUUGUGAAACUCUAGUUGAUGAAAAGCUAGGGUCUCAGAAUGAGGACGACUCGUCUGUUCAAGAGGAAAUACAAGAAGAUAAAGAUGGUAAGGAGGAGGUGACAAAGAAGCAUAAAUUUCAAGAAGGUGAAGCUGGAGAGCAGCCAAUUAAAAAGCAGUGUGUUGAAAUAAGUUCAUCAAAGUCCCCAAAUUUGGCAUCUUCUAAGAUGGAGGAGAAAUCAGUUGAUAAAUUGAUCGAAGCUGAGCUAGCUGAGUUGGGAGACAAAAGUAAGAAUGAUGGACAUCACUUAAUUCUCUACUCACCCCACUGGAUUCUCGAUGUCUUCAUGAGCUCUUUAGAUUUAUCUGUCUGUAAAAGCACUUGUGUCAACUGGGGGCAUAAUUCCAUGACUUCAUGCUCCGUUGUCCUGGGCCUCCUUUAUUUAUCUGUGGACAGUCUCAAAGAGUUCCAAACUAAUUAA